This is a messenger RNA of Charadrius vociferus (killdeer), 148 nucleotides long. RefSeq names its product interleukin-27 subunit beta-like. The transcript has a single exon. The record is from RefSeq and is a predicted model, not a curated record. The annotation marks the transcript as partial. Gene Ontology annotation, molecular function: protein binding. Lineage: Eukaryota; Metazoa; Chordata; Aves; Charadriiformes; Charadriidae.
AUGGGUGAGUGCGUCCGCACGGGACCGCGAAGCUGCUCCUUUGGGGACGUGCAGAUGCUCUCGCUCACCCCCUACGUGGUGAACGUGACAGCCAUGAACCCCCUGGGCACAGCCUACCGACUCCUGCCCUUCCUCCUGGAGAACAUCA